Molecule: messenger RNA, 1371 nt
Organism: Episyrphus balteatus (marmalade hoverfly)
Lineage: Eukaryota; Metazoa; Arthropoda; Insecta; Diptera; Syrphidae
Exons: 4
Coding region: 306-1325 (339 amino acids)
Source: RefSeq, a predicted model, not a curated record
UUUCCAUCUAAGCAAUACCUUCGCUGCAUUGGUCACCAGAAGUAAUUAAGACAAAAAUAUAUAGUGAAUAUUUGUGUGAAAAAAAAAAUAAAAUACUGCAGAAUUAUCUAAAAAAGUUUCUUGUCGCCUUUCAUAAAAAAUAUCCACCCCCAAUUCGUCUGUAGAUAUAACGCUGGUGUAAGCUCUUCAUUUUCAAAAUGUCACCCUCACCAUUGUUCAGAUGCCAAGAACCGUCUUAGUUAAAUUCGAUUGUCUGACAAAUCUUCACAAAGGAUGCCAAAAUAUGGACAAUCUCGAAAACGCUAAUGGAUUUGCAGCUGGAUAGAAACCCAGUCUCUCCAGCACCAUCAUCAAAACCUCCACCACUAUCAACAAAAGCGCCACCUUUUGAAUCAGCAGAAGUUGUUAGAAUGGGAGCAUGUAUGGGUCGUUGUAUUGCGGAUAAGAGCUCCUGUUUGAAAAGAUGGCGUUCAACAGAUGAACACGAGACUGAACUUAUGACUGACGAUGAAGAUGACACCAAGACACAGAGGCGAAAAAACAAAGAACGGAAACAUAUUUUUAGAAUAAUUAAGUUUAGGCGAAAGAAUCGAAAACAAUUCAUAGACAAGUUUAUGGAACGUCAGGACUUAAAUUACUCAAGGCUGAGCAGGGCACCCACAACAGAACUCACGGACAUACAAUUACAAAGCCUUGAUGCUCAAACACUUCUAGUUACGGCCGCCAAUAAUGUCACCACGACCAAUACUUUCGUCCCGGCUGUAUCAUCACGCACCAGUUCCUCCCUCGAUCUAGAAUGGGAACACGAAUACGGUCAGCAUCACCACCAUCAACAUCAUCCAAAUCGCGGUCUCUCUCGAUCAUGGCUCUUCAUAGAUGGCGCUGAGGACGAUAUGAAUGCUGAUGAUGGCGAAACCAGUGGUGAUGACAAUAAACCACUUUUCAAUUCACCACCAUCAGAUGAUAGUAAUGGAUGUAGUACUUUACCAAAACAACACAAUCGAGCCUUCAAUGAACAAAUGACAACUUCACAAAUGGCCAAAAGUAACUCGAAUCUACAACACCAUCAACAACAACAACAGCAACAACAACAAAAUUUCACACGUACCUCAUCUCGAACUAGCUGGUCGCAUAUUUCUACUCCUGAAUCUCUCGAAUGGGAUAUCGAUGAAGAGCAAACAAAUCAAAUGCGCCUUGAAGAUGAUAAUUUGGACCACGAAACACUGGAAUUAUUGCAUCAAAUCGAAAUGCUCAAGAAUAAGGUACUAAAUGAGACUGGCGAUGGUCUGGAUGGAAUUGAAUUUCCCAAUAAUGGCGAUAGUUGAUUUAAUCGACAGUAAAAAAAAAAAAAAAAAAAAAAAAAAAACAAAC